Centropristis striata (black sea bass) is the source of this 4072-nucleotide messenger RNA. RefSeq names its product phosphatidylinositol 4-phosphate 5-kinase type-1 gamma-like. Gene Ontology annotation, molecular function: phosphatidylinositol kinase activity. The transcript is spliced from 17 exons. Lineage: Eukaryota; Metazoa; Chordata; Actinopteri; Perciformes; Serranidae. The record is from RefSeq and is a predicted model, not a curated record. Bases 233 to 2602 code for a protein of 789 amino acids. Gene Ontology annotation, biological process: phosphatidylinositol metabolic process.
AUGACGCACAGUAGCGGCGGAGAUGAUCAGCACCGCUGGCUCUGAACGUGUCGCCGCGUUUCCCCAUAAACACCGACAAAUAUACAUUCGUGGAGUUAUGUAAUUGUGGCAGUAAAUAUCGAAGAAGACGACAUGACGGCACUUCUACAUUAUUUCGAAACGCAAACCGCCUCAUCUCGUUCUCAUUGAGGAAGGAUACGGCUGCGCGUCGUCGUCAGGAACCGUCCGGGAGAUGGACGGGGGGACUGCGGAAACCGGGAAUGACGGAAGGACGAGUGAGGAAGCGGCCGCCGGCCUCUGUCUCCACCUUGACCUGGGGGACACCGAUUCAGCCAAGAAGGUUCAGAUAACAGAGAUGCCGUCCCCAUUUGGAGGCCCGGGCCAUGAGAAAAAGAUCGGCCACAGGAGGGUUGAUGCCUCCGGAGAGACAACAUACAAGAAGACUACCUCCUCUGCCUUGCAAGGGGCCAUCCAGCUGGGUAUUGGAUACACUGUGGGCAACCUCAGCUCAAAGCCUGAGAGAGAUGUGCUGAUGCAGGACUUUUAUGUGGUGGAAAGCAUCUUUUUCCCCAGUGAAGGCAGUAACCUCACUCCAGCCCACCACUACCCGGACUUCAGGUUUAAAACCUACGCCCCUGUGGCCUUCCGCUACUUCCGAGAGCUGUUUGGGAUCCGGCCAGAUGACUACCUGUAUUCUCUAUGUAAUGAGCAACUGAUCGAGUUGACCAAUCCAGGAGCUAGUGGCUCCAUUUUCUACGUUACCCGCGAUGAUGAGUUCAUCAUCAAAACUGUUAUGCACAAAGAAGCAGAGUUUUUACAGAAACUCCUUCCUGGAUACUAUAUGAACUUGAACCAGAACCCUCGGACUUUGCUGCCAAAGUUUUUUGGCCUCUACUGUGUCCAGUGCGGGGGCAAGAACAUCAGAGUUGUUGUGAUGAACAAUAUUUUACCGCGCUCUGUACGCAUGCACCUCAAGUUUGAUCUAAAGGGCUCCACGUACAAGAGGCGAGCAUCCAAGAAGGAAAAAGAGAAGUCCAAACCCACUUUUAAAGACCUGGACUUUUUGAGUGACGUUCCUGAAGGCCUCACUCUGGACCAGGACACAUACAGUGCUCUGCUCAAAACUCUGCAGAGAGACUGUCUGGUUCUGGAAAGUUUUAAGAUCAUGGACUACAGUUUGCUGCUUGGGGUCCACAACAAGACCCAAGCAGAGCGAGAGCACCAGCCUCAGGGCUCACCGCCAGGAGGUGGGGAUGAAAAGAAGCGCGCGGCUCAGAGAGCCUUGUAUUCCACCGCCAUGGAGUCUAUUCAGGGAGGCUCUACAUGCAGGGACACACUGGAUCAUGAUGAUACUAUGGGUGGUAUUCCAGCAAGGGGUAGUAAAGGAGAGCGCCUCCUGCUGUUCAUUGGAAUCAUUGACAUCCUGCAGUCCUACAGGAUGAUCAAGAAACUGGAGCACUCUUGGAAGUCUCUCAUCCAUGACGGGGACACAGUGUCAGUUCACCGACCUGGUUUCUAUGCUGAGAGGUUCUUCAAAUUCUGCAGCACCACAGUCUUCAGGAAGAGCAGCUCAUUGAGAUCGUCUCCAUCUAAGAGAGGACGAGGGGCUCUCAUGUCCAAGUCCAGUGCUGGUUCCACUGGGCAGCGUCCCUCACUUACUGAUGAGAGGCAGGAAAACCUGGACAACUUGGAGAACCUACGAGGAGCCCGCAGCUUCCCCAUGCUGGAAGACAAUGGGAGAGAGCCCCCCUGCACUCCUCCUUCCUUUGAAGAUGCUACCACAGCUUCUAUCGCCACCACGCUCUCCUCUAACAACUCCUUACCCACCACCCCCUUCGAUACACCAGAGCACCCACGCUACAGGAGACAAAUGCUUUCCCCGAGUGUGGCCAGAGCACAGAGAGAGGUAGUUGAGGUUCAUGGGGAAAAGCAGGACACCAUUACAGUGGAGGUGGAGCUCAGUAAAAUCCCAAAGAGCACGGAGCUCACACAGAUGACAGGAAUGACCUCUCCCAGCCAUCUGUCACCUGAUCAUCAGCCUCAUGCCAUCCCUCCAUCCACCCCUCCCUCUCUCAGUCCAUCCUCUGCACAUUCCUCCUCCACUCUUCCUCCUUCCACUGUGCCCUCCUCCUCCGCUGCUCCUUCAACCGGCCAAUCAUCCUCCACACUUUCUUCAUCCAUCCGUCCGUCCACCAAACCACUCACCUCUCCUACCACUGCUCAGUCUUCCGCUCAUUCUUCUCCAAUCUCUCCGUCAGCUGUGCAAUCCACACUUCCCACUUCAGCUCUGAACACCUCCACCCUCCCACCUGGCUCAGCAUUUACUCCCAUCUGCCCUGCGACUUCUCACUCCUCCACCCAGAGCUCCUCUCACCAUCUCCCCUCGACCCCUCCCGCCUCCCACCCUCCGAGCCCCCAGGUGCCUCAGCAGGCGCCGCGCCCAGCGUGCAAUCAGCUGUCUGUGUCCAGCAGCCACAACUCACUGGAUGGCGAGGUGCAGGUGUCUGACAUCUACUUUCAGAGUCAGGAGGAUCGGGGCUGGGUGUACUCUCCUCUGCACUACGAGUCCAGACGGGGCUCAGAUGGGGAGAGUGAGACAUAACUCACAGUGGAGACAGCAGUGAUGGGUGGAGCCAGAGGCUGUCUCCAUAUACAGAAGCUGUGAGGUUUUAAUAACAAAGCCACCAGGACAUUAUGAGAAUUAAUGCUGGCUGGCCAAACUGCAUGUGGAGGCUUGCUUUGCCAACUGAGACUGAAGGAAUGAACUUCGAAGCAUUCAAGUAUACAACAAUACAAUCAUUCAUGCACCCACAUACAUUCAAACAAAAAUAUGACUCAAAAUAUUAUGCAAAAAUAAAUCAUAAAGCAUCAAUUCCUGGACGAUCUGACUGACAUCAAGCGGAGAAAUGAAGUUAAAUCAAGCGGUACAAUCAGCUGAGUGGCACUGUGAAUGGCAUUGUUGCAGCCCUGCUGCCGGCUGCCGAGGGUUUUAGUGUUCAUGAGUCACGCUGCACUGUGCCAGCUCUGGCUAUGCAAUAUGGACAUAUAUACGUGUUAUUGACUUCUCUUUUUGACUAAUGCAUAAACUUCAGAAUUUAUUCAUGCAGUUAUUUUUCACUAGGGGCAUGUCAAAGCUGUAUAUAAUUUUAUUUUAGCACUUUAUCAAUGUACAUGUGGCUGGAAUCGUAUAUAUAUGUUUUAAUAUUUUGUCAGCAGUUAUUGUUUGAAAUCACUCAGUUAAAUGUUUGUAUACACAGUGUUCUGUUUGUCCAGCAGUGUGUGGUGGUCCACAUAUCUAACAAUGAAUGGUUGUGUUCAAAAUGCCUUAUUGACAAACUCUUAUUUUCAUAACUUUUUUUGAUAUUUCGGUCACAUGGAAAAACAACUAAUAUAUACAUAUAUAAAACUUAAAACAGAGUAUUUUAUCGUUUUAUUGUGUGUAAAUCUUGGAAGCAGAGUUAAAACAAGAGAGCAACCAUGCAUUUACAUGUUUUCAGGAUUUAGAACCGAGAUAUGAAAAGACAAAUUGAAAAAAAAAAUCGAAUUAUCUUUUGUAAAGUGUAGAUAAAGUGUGUGUGCUCAAGCACAUGCAUGUAAGUCUGUACGUGCCCUUAUGUCUCUGUGUGUGCAUGUGUUUGCAUGCAUAUUGAUGUGUGAUUGGGAGACAUGUUUCUGUCCUGCCUAUUUGUCAAAUCGUCAAAAGGUGUAACCUCCCAUUUGUUGUUAUAAGACCCAAAAGAAAGUCUAAACCAGCUAUAAGCAUGUUGGCUGUGUGAGAAAAAGGAAAACAACCAUGAACGACCAAAUUAAACAAACUGAGCUUAACUGAAAUAACCUCAGAUUUUUAUUCAAUUAUGUAAGAAAAUGUAUGUACUGUUGUCGCAGGCAGUAGUACCCUCCUCCUUCCAUACAUGGCGAGACUUGACCAUAAUUAGACUUCCUGACUGUGUCGAUAAGCACUGCUGUAACAUAUUACUGUUAUUUGAGUCUGCUGAAGACAACCUGCCUGUUUGAAGGCAACAGUGUUCGUAGCUUAUCACUGUGUAAAAGAAAAUAAAAAUUAUAUUGUGUA